Molecule: messenger RNA, 1053 nt
Organism: Drosophila ananassae
Lineage: Eukaryota; Metazoa; Arthropoda; Insecta; Diptera; Drosophilidae
Product: isocitrate dehydrogenase [NAD] subunit gamma, mitochondrial
Exons: 2
Coding region: 36-773 (245 amino acids)
Biological process (GO): tricarboxylic acid cycle; isocitrate metabolic process
Cellular component (GO): mitochondrion
Source: RefSeq, a predicted model, not a curated record
GUCCCAACCCUCUAUCUUAAAAAAACAACGAAGUUAUGGUGCACUGCAAAUCGUAUCCUGGUAUUCCCGCACGCCACCAAAACAUUGAUAUUGUCCUCAUCCGCCAAAACACCGAUGGCGAGUACGCUAUGCUGGAGCAUGAGUCCGUCAAGGGAGUGGUGGAGAGCAUGAAGGUGGUCACCGUGGAGAACGCUGAGCGUGUGGCUCGGUAUGCCUUUGAAUACGCCCGCCAGAACAACCGCAAGAAGGUGACCACCAUUCACAAGGCGAACAUCAUGAAGCUGUCCGAUGGUCUCUUCCUCGAAGUGGCGAACCGCGUUCACAAAGACUAUCCCGAGCUGGAGCACAACAACAUGAUUAUCGACAACACCUGCAUGCAGGCCGUGUCGAAUCCCCAUCAAUUCGAUGUGAUGAACAUGACCAACCUGUACGGCACCAUUGUGUCCAACGUCAUCUGUGGUCUGAUCGGCGGAGCUGGUCUCAUUUCAGGAAGGAAUUACGGUGAUCAUUACGCCAUCUUCGAGCCAGGCACCCGAAACACAGGCACCGCCAUCGCUGGAAAGAACAUCGCCAAUCCCGUAGCCAUGAUCAGCGCCAGUAUCGACAUGCUGAACCAUCUUGGCCACAAGGAGCACGCCAAGGUUAUUCAAGAUGCCACCUACCAGACCAUCGUCGAAGAUGCCAUUCGUACACCUGAUCUGGGCGGUAACCACUCCAGCACUGAUGUUGUUGAGAACAUACUCAAAAUCCUGAGUGCCAAGCGCGUGAAUUGAUCUACUUGCCGGUCCCGCUCUAAUUUUCUGCACACUGACUUUUUUUCUUAACUGAGCUCCAUUUCUACUUCCUCUACUCUAUUUUACUAUCCUAAGAUAAAAGAAAACAUGUAUAACAGAAAGAACACAGUCGAAACAAUUAUUUUCCCCACAAUUCGACCAAAGCGAUAUUAAUUUGUAACUUAAUUCUUUUAAAAAUUGUAAUAUUGAGAAGCAAAUUCAAACAAAAUGUAUUAUUCUGUUCGAAUAUUUAUUAGUAAAAGAGACAAUUAAACAAAGA